CUCUCAGUCUCAGAUAAUCCUCAUAAGCAAAAUCGCAGAGCUUCCAAACAAACCCUAAACAACAUACACAAGCAAAAUCAACGAAGAAGAAGAAGAAGAAGGCUGAGGUCCGAUCAUGGCGUUCUCUUCUCGCCUCUUAUCCAAAUCCAAACAGUUGUGUGGGAGUCAAGUGAUACUGCAACAGCAGCAUGCUAUUCCAGUGCGUUACUUUGCUAAGGAAGCUCCACCUAAGGCUCUUAAGGGAGAUGAGAUGCUGAAGAACAUCUUUCUGGAAGUUAAGAAUAAAUUUGAGACAGCCAUCGGGAUUCUUCGGAAGGAGAAGAUCACCAUUGACCCAGAUAAUCCUGCUGCCGUUUCUCAGUAUGCCAAGGUCAUGAAGACAAUCAGAGAGAAGGCAGACUUGUUCUCAGAAUCUCAAAGGAUUAAGUAUACCAUCGAAAGUCGAACAGAAGGAAUUGCAGAUGCUCGGACAUAUUUGUUGACGUUAAAGGAAAUCCGUAUCAAGAGAGGACUCACUGAUGAACUUGGUGCAGAGGCUAUGAUGAUGGAUGCCCUCGAGAAAGUUGAAAAGGAAAUUAAAAAACCUCUUAUGAGAAAUGAUAAGAAAGGGAUGUCUCUGCUUUUGGCUGAGUUUGAUAAGAUUAAUAAGAAGCUUGGAAUCCGGAAGGAGGACUUGCCAAAGUAUGAGGAGCAGUUGGAACACAAAAUUGCCAAAGCACAGCUGGAGGAGCUAAAGAAGGAUGCUCUCGAGGCUAUGGAAACCCAAAAGAAGCGGGAAGAGUUCAAGGAUGAGGAAAUGGCAGACGUGAAGUCGUUGGACGUCAGAAACUUCCUCUGAGAUAUUCAAUAUCUGGUUUUCUUUUACAAUUUGAUUCAAGGUUGAACUAUUGUGCAACAUAAUCAAAAACUGGCUCAGAUUAUGAGAAUACCUUUUUUAUCACUCUGCUAUAAUAAAAAAUUGACCAUGGGAGAUCCGGAAAUGCCAUGCUGUUUGUGCUAUGAAAAUACAUUCAGCACUCUCCAUGUUUUUUGUUUUUCUUAAUCAAAUAUUUCAUUGUAUCUAAAGCCUCUCCACAUGAAUCUUUUAGGCGCUGAAUCUUGUGACUCAACUCAUUCAUAGGAUUAUAUUUUGCUCCCUUUAUUGAAGCCUGAAGAUGAAUGUUUGCUUGCC
Messenger RNA from Mangifera indica (mango), 1171 nucleotides. Its product is annotated as probable ATP synthase 24 kDa subunit, mitochondrial. Gene Ontology annotation, biological process: pollen development. The record is from RefSeq and is a predicted model, not a curated record. NCBI's taxonomy places the organism in Eukaryota, Viridiplantae, Streptophyta, Magnoliopsida, Sapindales, Anacardiaceae. The transcript has 7 exons. Bases 116 to 838 code for a protein of 240 amino acids.